Molecule: messenger RNA, 1592 nt
Organism: Pteropus alecto (black flying fox)
Lineage: Eukaryota; Metazoa; Chordata; Mammalia; Chiroptera; Pteropodidae
Gene: GADD45G
Product: growth arrest and DNA damage inducible gamma
Exons: 4
Coding region: 614-1093 (159 amino acids)
Biological process (GO): regulation of cell cycle
Cellular component (GO): cytoplasm; nucleus
Source: RefSeq, a predicted model, not a curated record
CAGCUGGAGGAGACUGCGCCCAGGCCUUUUGCAAACUUAAAGUCAGUGUUGCGUGUUUUUAAAGUUCCGGUUUCAAAGCAACAGUCUUGUAAACUCUAAAUUAAAAGUCAAGACAAAAAUAGAAAAUACCAACUAAAGUAAAUGCAAAAUAAAUUCUUUAGAUUCUACAAAGAUACAUUUCACAAAUUGCAGCGUCCUAUUAGCAAGCGAGGGGCUUUUUAAAAAGUAAUUUUUUCCUUUUAAGGACUUGAAACAACAACCAAAAAAAAAAAAGCGAGAUGAAAUCUGCAGGCUCCAGUCUGCCUAGUUACACCCCGACAAAAGCGGCAGAUUUGAGGCUUUGUCAUCCCCCGCAGCCCUCCCCACGUGGCCUUCUGGCACGAGUCGCGGGCCGCCGCCUCAUUUGCAUCAGAAAGCCGGCGCUGGCCAAUGGGCUCGCAGCUUUGCGCCAGCUGGCGGCGCCUGGGCCACAGCCUAUAUAAGGGCGCGUGGCGGCGCCGGGGCGCACUCGCUGGUGGUGGGCGCGCCGGGAUUUGCUGCAUACUUUCUCCUUCUCUCUGGGUCUGCUCCGCCUGCCCUUCUUGUGGAUAACUUGCUCUUCGCCGACCGCACCAUGACUCUGGAAGAAGUCCGCUGCCAGGACACGGUUCCUGAGAGCACAGCCAGGAUGCAGGGAGCUGGAAAAGCGCUGCACGAGCUGUUGCUGUCGGCGCAGCGCCAGGGCUGCCUCACUGCUGGCGUCUACGAGUCCGCCAAAGUCCUGAACGUUGACCCAGACAACGUGACCUUUUGCGUGCUGGCCGCCGAUGAGGAGGACGAGGGCGACAUCGCGCUGCAGAUCCACUUCACGCUGAUUCAGGCGUUCUGCUGCGAGAAUGACAUCGACAUCGUGCGUGUGGGCGACGUGCAGCGGCUGGCGGCCAUCGUGGGCGCCGGUGACGAGGCGGGUGCGCCGGGAGACCUGCACUGCAUCCUCAUUUCGAACCCCAAUGAGGACUCGUGGAAGGACCCCGCCUUGGAGAAGCUCAGCCUGUUUUGCGAGGAGAGCCGCAGUGUCAACGACUGGGUGCCCAGUAUCACCCUCCCCGAGUGACAGCCUCGUGGGGAUCCUUGGUCUGAUCGACGUGGAGACGCCCCGGGGCGCCUAGCGCGGGGCUGGCUCUGUGGAUGCGCCCUCGGAGGGCGCCAGAGUUUGGCGUGGAGACUGGCAGGCGCGGGGCGCGUGGAGAGCAGCGAGGAGGCGCGGGUCCCUCCGAGGAGGAGGCCUGGCGGCGGCAGGGGCAGACUGGCCCCAAGUCGAGGACUCUACAAGUGUGGUGAGCGGCUGCUCGCCCAGGAAGACCGGAGGCAGGACGUUGGCCGCAGGGCCGGGAAGGACAGACAGGCUGGGCAGGCGUGACUCAGCAGCCUGCGCUGUGGGCAGGAAGCAGAGGAAAGGCGAGGCCAGGCGGCCUGGACUUGUACAAUUACUGGAGCUCUGAUGGACCUAGCAGUCUGCAUUGCUGUUUCAAAACGGAUCCGGGCGAUGCUUCAUUUUCUAAAGGAUUAUACUCCUGCAGCUUUGAAUUUUACAAUAAACUUACUGAAACAAA